This is a messenger RNA of Osmia lignaria (orchard mason bee), 653 nucleotides long. RefSeq names its product protein C19orf12 homolog. Lineage: Eukaryota; Metazoa; Arthropoda; Insecta; Hymenoptera; Megachilidae. The record is from RefSeq and is a predicted model, not a curated record.
AUGUUGUCAACAAACUCUGUGAUAGAAGAAAUUUCAAAACUUCAGUGUGUUAAACGUAUGCGGGCUUCUGUUAAUACUGCAAUAAAAUAUGGAACUAUGGUUGGAGCGAUAACAAUUACAUCUGGUAUUCUUGGUGGACCAGUAGGAUUAGCAGUUGGUGGUAUGAUCAGCAGUUGUGCAUUAGGUUUUAUGUCACAAGGAGAGUUAAAAUCGGUUCCUGAUAUUCUUCUUUAUGAUACCACUCCAGAACAAAGGGAGAAACUGGCAAAGUUAAUAAUGCAACUUGUAAAAUCAAAACCCACAACAAUUUGCGACUUUAUAUAUGAUAUAGGAAAUGAUACACAAUUACAACAAACAAUAAUACAAGUAUUAACAGCAUUUUUAUUUGCUGAGCUUGGUGUAAAAGUUCAGGUAUGAAAAAAGAAUAUAAACAAAUAUGUAAACACAUUUGUUAUUAAUUUUGCAAUAUAAAAAUUCAUUGAUUGCUUUGCACAAGAAAAUUUUAAGUAUAUUAAAAAAUUGUUAUGGUGUUUUGUUUUUUAACUAAUUUAUACCAUUUUCUUGAAAUUUAUCUUGCAUUCAAUAAAAUUAGCUAUGUCAUAAAUGAAAUAGUACGAAUUGAUUUUAAUAAGGUACAUCUAAUAAUGGUAUGA